Messenger RNA from Trematosphaeria pertusa, 406 nucleotides. RefSeq lists its product as uncharacterized. The record is from RefSeq and is a predicted model, not a curated record. NCBI's taxonomy places the organism in Eukaryota, Fungi, Ascomycota, Dothideomycetes, Pleosporales, Trematosphaeriaceae. The transcript is spliced from 2 exons. The coding region runs from base 148 to 366 and encodes 72 amino acids.
CCGCAGCUAUGCCCGGUUUGGCGGGUUUUUGGCGGGCAGCCGACGCGUCCCGGAUCAUUGCUAAUCCGCUCCGCCCCACUUCAUCCUGCAAAACAAGACCAGCUGUCCCCAGAGACCUGCCUUUUCUCCCUCAACCACUAUCUAAAUAUGCUUGGCGCUCCAUGCUAUCUCUACUUGCUGUUUGCACCUCCUUUUCAGCGUGGUCUUGAGGGGAAAGAGUUUUGGAGGCUCGUCUGCGCUCUGCUGCAUAUACUGUGGACGUCGUGGACAGCCCAAGAUACGCGCUGCGCGUCUGCUGUGUGUACGGGCACACUGCUGCGGCACCAAUUCUGCCAUCUAUUCCGCUUCCGUCUGUAUAGAUGCUGAGGUCUUGAUCCGUCGCAGUCUCCCUGUCGUGUCGCUUCCG